AUGGCUCUCCACUCUAUGUCGGGAAGCACGCCUUCCCAUGCGCAGUCGUCGCUGCCGUCGCUACCCUCACAUCUCCAGUCAGAUACGCAUUUGACGGCUCAUCUGGCUAGCAGAUUCCAUGUGUCCCUGCCGACCGCUCGUCUCUCCUCGCAGGCUUUAAUAUGCAUCAACACCUACACGACGUCCACCAAGGGCCCAGAUGGUGGGAAGGAGGGCAGCGCCAUGGCCGAGGCGGAGGACUUGGCCAAACGCGCCUUCACUCGUCUGGGUGCCAGGGGGGAAAACCAGGCCAUAGUGUUUCUAGGAGAAAGCGGUUCAGGAAAGACGACAAUACGGUCGCACCUGCUAUCAUCGUUCCUCUCGUUUUCCUCGACGCCUCUGUCAACGAAACUGUCAUAUGCAGCUUUUGUGUUCGACACACUGACGACGACCAAGUCCGUCACGACGCCUACUGCGUCAAAGGCCGGUCUAUUCUUCGAACUGCAGUAUGAUGCUUCCUCAUCGGUCAACCCGACCUUGAUCGGAGGCAAAAUCCUUGAUCACCGCUUGGAAAGGAGUCGAAUAACGUCAGUGCCAACGGGCGAACGGAGUUUUCAUGUUUUGUACUACCUUCUUGCGGGCACCAGUGCAGCUGAAAAGGCUCACCUGGGCUUCGAGUCCAACACUGGCGGCGCUUCCUCGAGUCAUAAGCGAUGGCGGUACCUGGGCCACCCAACUCAGAUGAAAGUGGGUAUCAACGAUGCAGAGGGUUUCCAGCACUUCAAGACGGCGUUGAGGAAGCUGGAGUUCCCUCGGAGCGAGAUAGCAGAGAUUUGCCAGAUUCUGGCGAGCAUCUUGCACAUUGGCCAGCUCGACUUCGUUACAGGCCAGGCCACGACAACGACGGGACAAGAGAGUGGUGGUUACUCUCAUGAAGGAGGCGAGACCGUGACAAUGGUGAAGAACAAGGAUGUUUUGGCGAUUGUGGCUGCAUUCUUGGGACUAAGUACCGAAGAGCUCGAAGUUAGUCUCCGGUACAAGAGCAAGACAAUUCACCGUGAGCGUGUGACGGUCAUGCUUGAUCCUAAGGGAGCUCGUCAGAACGCCGAUGAACUUGCGCGGACGUUGUACUCCCUCUUGGUGGCAUACGUGAUUGAAAGUAUCAACCAGAGAAUCUGUGCCGCGGAGGAUAGCAUUGCGAAUACAAUCUCCAUCAUUGAUUUCCCCGGCUUCGCACAGACCUCUCCUACUGGGUCAACGCUGGACCAGCUCCUCAACAAUGCUGCUACGGAAUCGCUGUAUAACUACUGUUUGCAAAGCUUUUUCACCAGCAAGGCCGAUUUGUUGGAGAGCGAGGAAGUCAGCGUGCCUGCGACAAGUUACUUCGAUAACUCGGACGCCGUUCGUGGUCUUCUCAAGCAGAGCAAUGGACUUUUGGCGAUCCUGGAUGACCAGACCAGACGAGGAAGAUCAGAUCACCAGUUUCUCGAGAGCUUGAAGAAGAGAUUCGAGAACAAGAACCCUGCGAUUGUCGUGGGGGACACCAAGACGGUGAUGCCAGGGAGCAAUUUCUCUAGCCCCAGUGCCAGGGCCAGUUUCACCGUGAAACAUUUUGCCGGAGAGGUGGAAUAUCCGGUUAACGGUCUCAUUGAAGAGAAUGGAGAGACGAUUUCGGGAGAUCUCAUGAACCUGAUCAACUCGACGAGAAGUGAUUUCGUACGUGAGCUCUUCGGGCAGAAGGCACUGCAGAAAGUUACACAUCCCAAAGAGAAGACUGCCAUCAUGCAGGCUCAAGUGAGCUCCAAACCACAACGCAUGCCGAGCAUGGCCAGACGCAAGAUCGGCCCUCCUUCCAGGUUCGCUUCGAACGGCGCCCGCUCCGAUAAUGAAGAGGUGGAAGAUUUCGACAGCCAAGGAGACAGCGUCAAGCAAGGUGCUUCUGGAAGGCGGAAGAGUACCAACCUCCUGGGUCCAGAACAAGGCGCAGCCGGUCAAUUCCUCUCGUCGCUGGAUAUUAUUAACAAAUGCCUGACUUCGACCAAUCUCAAUCCGUACUUUGUCAUUUGCCUGAAACCGAAUGACCGGCGUAUCGCCAAUCAGUUCGACAGCAAAUGCGUUCGAAUGCAGGUCCAGACGUUUGGCAUUGCGGAAAUCAGUCAACGACUGCGCAAUGCAGACUUCAGUGUGUUCCUUCCUUUCGCCGAAUUCCUGGGCCUUGCGGAAGCCGAGAACAUCGUCGUCGGGAGCGACCGAGAGAAAGCAGAGCUGGUCUUGGAUGAGAAGAAGUGGCCCAGCAACGAGGCCCGAGUCGGCAGCACCGGUGUCUUCCUCAGUGAAAGAUGCUGGGCUGAUCUUGCUAAACUUGGAGAGCGUGUGCUGCCUGUCUACACAUCAGAUACAAUGGACGAAGGGGGAGACGGGUUGCUUCAGCCACACGGCGCUUACUCGGACUCUAAGGUCCGGCUGCUCAACUCGGUCGACAACUCCCCCACUGGUGCCUACAUCUACGGGGACGAAACAAAGCAGGCCUACUUCGGCAGUCGUGAUAUCGAUGGCCGCUCUGAUGCCGGUGCCUCUGCCUUCAACUCUGGUGACAUGUUCAAAAACCUCGAGACCAGAGAGCAGAUGGCUGAAAAGGGUAAUGAGCGACAAAUGGAAGAAGUCGACAGCGUUCCUGUCUCAGGCAGCCGCAAACGGUGGUUGGCCAUUGUUUACAUGCUAACCUUCUGGCUUCCGGACUUCGCCAUCAAGUUCUUUGGAAGGAUGAACAGAAAAGACAUGCGGGUGGCCUGGCGCGAGAAACUUGCUAUCAAUAUGAUCAUCUGGCUCAGCUGUGGGAUCGCAAUCUUCUUUGUUGUCGCCUUUCCCGGCUUGAUCUGCCCCAGACAAUACGUUUAUUCGGCGGCGGAAUUAGCGUCGAACAAUGGUAAAAAUGGUCAUCCUUCGUACGUGGCGAUUCGGGGCGUUGUCUUCGAUCUGGGAUCUUUUAUACCUCAACAUUAUCCCAAGGGGCUCAUCCCCGAGAAGCAGCUGGAGCAGUAUGCAGGGACCGAUAUCACUGGCCUCUUCCCAGUGCAAGUGUCAGCGCUCUGUCAAGGCACCACGGGCGAGGUGGACCCAACGGUGCAGUUUGACUAUUCGCCAACCAACGUCUCGGGGUCCGCCACUGUCCUCAGCAGCACAGCGGCCAACUCGGUAUAUCACGACUUCCGGUACUUCACAAAUGAUUCCCGGCCGGAUUGGUUCGCUGAGCAGAUGCAAAUGUUGAGGGCCUCUUACUUCAAGGGGUACAUGGCCUACAGUCCCCAAUAUCUGACCACGCUGGCGAAUAAACAGAUGUCCAUUGCAAGCAUCAAUGGCAACGUAUAUGACUUUACAAGCUACAUCGCCGGCGGACGGAGGACUGUCGCCCCAAUCGGGAAGAAAGUGCCACCGGGUGUGAACACUGACUUCAUGGAUCCCAACGUCGUGGAACUCUUCGCCCAGAAGUCUGGUCAAGAUGUGACAAAAUACUGGAACAAUCUGAAACUUGACCCAGGACUGCGACAGCGAAUGGAGCUUUGCAUGAAUAAUUUGUUCUUCGUUGGCAAAGUUGACACACGAGACUCCGCCCAAUGCCAGUUUGCACGAUACUUCAUUCUUGCGAUCUCGGUCAUGCUGUGCCUGGUCAUUACGUUCAAGUUCUUGGCUGCCUUGCAAUUUGGUAGGAAGAAUCUUCCUGAGAAUCUGGACAAGUUCAUCAUCUGCCAGGUCCCGGCGUACACGGAAGAUGAAGAGUCCCUUCGCCGGGCCAUUGACUCCAUGGCUCGAAUGAAAUAUGAUGAUAAACGCAAGCUCCUUGUUGUCAUUUGCGAUGGUAUGAUCAUCGGUCAGGGCAACGACCGCCCUACACCCAGGAUUGUCUUGGACAUCUUGGGCGUUCCUGAGACUGUUGACCCGGAGCCCUUAAGCUUCGAGAGUCUCGGCGAGGGUAUGAGGCAGCACAACAUGGGCAAAGUCUACUCGGGUCUCUAUGAGGUGCAAGGUCACAUCGUUCCCUUCCUGGUCGUGGUCAAGGUUGGAAAGCCGUCUGAGGUUUCUCGUCCCGGAAAUCGGGGUAAGCGAGACUCACAGAUGAUCUUGAUGCGUUUCCUCAACCGCAUCCAUUACAACCUGCCCAUGAGCCCCAUGGAGCUUGAGAUGCAUCACCAGAUCCGGAACAUCAUCGGUGUCAACCCGACAUUCUACGAGUUCAUUCUGCAGGUGGAUGCCGAUACGGUUGUUGCCCCGGAUGCUGCGACCCGCAUGGUGUCUGCAAUGGUCGAUGAUACGCGCAUCAUUGGCGUCUGUGGAGAGACUGCCUUGAGUAACGCCAAGUCAUCUAUAAUAACGAUGAUCCAAGUCUACGAAUACUACAUCUCUCACAACCUGACAAAGGCGUUCGAAAGUCUCUUCGGCUCGGUGACGUGUUUGCCUGGAUGCUUCAGUAUGUACCGAAUCCGCUCAGUCGAGACCGGGAAACCGCUGUUCGUAAGCAAGGAGGUCGUCGACGCGUAUGCGGAGAUCCGUGUGGACACGCUGCACAUGAAGAACCUCCUUCACCUGGGUGAAGAUCGGUAUCUGACGACACUCUUACUGAAGCACCACCCAUCUUUCAAGACCAAGUACCUGUUCCGGGCUCAUGCGUGGACAAUCGCACCGGAGAGCUGGGCCGUCUUCUUGUCACAACGUCGGCGAUGGAUCAACUCGACGGUUCACAACCUGAUUGAACUGAUUCCACUGCAACAGCUCUGUGGUUUCUGCUGCUUCAGCAUGCGGUUCAUCGUUUUCAUCGAUCUCAUGAGCACGAUUAUUCAACCCGUGACAGUCGCGUAUAUUGCCUAUCUUAUUGCAUGGCUCGUCAUCGAUACCUCUGUUAUUCCUUUCACCGCCUUCGUUCUUCUUGGGGCGAUCUACGGUCUCCAGGCCAUCAUCUUCGUCCUUCGUCGCAAGUGGGAGAUGAUUGGGUGGAUGAUCAUCUACCUCCUUGCCAUGCCUAUCUUCUCGCUGGCUCUCCCUCUUCAUGCAUUCUGGCAUAUGGACGACUUUACAUGGGGUAACACUCGUAUCGUCACCGGUGAGAAGGGACGCAAGGUGAUCAUCUCUGAUGAAGGCAAGUUUGACCCGUCGUCCAUCCCGAAGAAGAAGUGGGAGGAGUACCAGGCGGAGCUUUGGGAGGCUCAGACGCAGCGAGACGACCGUUCGGAGGCCUCUGGAUAUUCCUACGCAACCAAAUCCUACCACCCAGGGGGAUCGGAGUACGGAUUCCCAGCGACUCGUCCGGCUUCCCAGCUCGACUUGCCUCGCUUCGGGUCUCGUAUGUCGCUGGCUCCGUCGGAGAUGACUGGUCGUCCGAUGGAUAUGGAGAUGAGCGACAUGGCGGGUCUGCCGAGCGACGAUGCGAUUCUGGCGGAGAUUCGCGACAUACUUCGAACGGCAGAUCUGAUGACAAUAACCAAGAAGGCCGUCAAGGCGGAGCUGGAGAGGAGAUUUGGAGUCAAUCUGGACGCGAAGAGAGCAUACAUCAAUUCAGGUGGGUUUCCGUUUAAUUCUGAAGAUGGAUGGAUGGAUGGUACAGUACUAUCGGAAUUAGGUAAUAAAUUAGUCUAUUAUUUAUUACUAUUGAUUGUGUCAUGUCGGCGACCAGUAAGUCUGUCUCAAUUAGGUAGGUACCUGGUCAUCAUCAAUCGAUUCAUUCCGAUAAAUAAUAAUAAGACUUCUGUCGAAGUUAAAGUUAAUACCAACGCUACCUCUAAUCGUAUUCUAAUAUCAAAUGUGCAGGCCUUCUGUCUGUCUGUCUGUCUGGCGUCUGGCCCGGCAAAGCAGCAGACAGAGAAUAAAAAGAAAGUUAAUAACUACCUACCUACCUGCUAUGUAUCGGGACACCUAGACGGUAAUAUUAGUUGGUAUCAAUGUACAUAUAGACAAAAAAGAAAACAGACAAAAAAAUAA
Molecule: messenger RNA, 5949 nt
Organism: Rasamsonia emersonii CBS 393.64
Lineage: Eukaryota; Fungi; Ascomycota; Eurotiomycetes; Eurotiales; Trichocomaceae
Product: Chitin synthase
Exons: 12
Coding region: 1-5949 (1982 amino acids)
Cellular component (GO): cell septum; cell periphery; myosin complex
Molecular function (GO): chitin synthase activity; cytoskeletal motor activity; ATP binding
Source: RefSeq, a predicted model, not a curated record